Messenger RNA from Debaryomyces fabryi, 420 nucleotides. RefSeq lists its product as uncharacterized. Lineage: Eukaryota; Fungi; Ascomycota; Pichiomycetes; Serinales; Debaryomycetaceae. Gene Ontology annotation, molecular function: GTP binding; 7S RNA binding; endoplasmic reticulum signal sequence receptor activity. The record is from RefSeq and is a predicted model, not a curated record. The coding region runs from base 1 to 420 and encodes 139 amino acids. Gene Ontology annotation, biological process: SRP-dependent cotranslational protein targeting to membrane, translocation; SRP-dependent cotranslational protein targeting to membrane. Gene Ontology annotation, cellular component: signal recognition particle, endoplasmic reticulum targeting; cytosol. The transcript has a single exon.
AUGGUUUUAGCAGAUUUAGGGUCACGUCUUAGAGGUGCAUUAUCCAGUGUUGAAUCUGGGUCUGAGACUGAGAUUCAGUCCAUGAUCAAGGACAUUUGUAAUGCAUUAUUAGAAUCAGACGUUAAUAUCAAAUUGGUGGCCAAAUUAAGAGAUAACAUCAAAGCCAAAGUCAAGACACUGAUUAAUGAUGAAGAAAGUUCGACCAACAAAAGAAAGAAGUUACAGAAGAUAGUGUUUGAUGAAUUAUGUUCGUUAGUGGACUCUCAUGAAGAACCACCAAAACCAAAAAAAUUAUCCCAACAACAGCAAAAGUCUAAGACCUUGAGAGGCAAAAAGCAACCAAGGUUACUGGUGAGUCGCAUGUUAUUAUGUUUGUUGGUUUGCAAGGGGCUGGUAAAACUACAUCGUGUACGAAGUUAG